Brassica napus (rape) is the source of this 441-nucleotide messenger RNA. RefSeq lists its product as uncharacterized. NCBI's taxonomy places the organism in Eukaryota, Viridiplantae, Streptophyta, Magnoliopsida, Brassicales, Brassicaceae. The transcript has a single exon. Bases 1 to 441 code for a protein of 146 amino acids. The record is from RefSeq and is a predicted model, not a curated record.
AUGCCGCAUAACGAUCCGCUCCUCAUUGAUAUUGGAAUUGGUGAGUGCCAGGUCACAAAGGUUCUCGUCGACACCAGCAGUUCAGUCGACCUUAUCUUUCGAGACACGCUCGAUAAAAUGGGGGUCGGCCUACGCGACAUGAAGCCCUCUUCACGCACUCUCACGGGAUUCAACGGCUCCUCGGAACAGAUGAUUGGGAUGAUACGUCUCCCAGUUUACGCAGGUGACAUAACCCGCACCGUUAAGUUCUCUGUCGUCCGGGCUAGGGCACCUUACAACGCCAUCCUCGGUACACCCUGGUUACACUCCAUGAAGGCCAUUCCCUCCACUUAUCACCAGUGCAUUAAGUUUCCUGGGAAAGACGGAGCAACACAGACAAUCCGUGGGGACCAACAGGCGGCGAGAGACCUGCUUAUCGCCGCAGUCAAGUUACAACAGUAA